AUGUUCGAGACCCGUCGCCCGACAAACUUGGAUAUGUCCACAGACCUUCCGGUGACCACAUUCCCUCGAAAUAACACUCAGAUCUCAGCCGAGUUGGAUGACCAGCUUCGACCUUUGCUCGUCAAUAGCGAUUCCUUCGAAUGUAACGCCAACUUCUCCACAUUCCUCAAAUUGGUGGUUGACCAUCUCAAAGAUUUGCCGGAGACCUAUCAUGCAUGCCUGGUGUAUGCCCUUCAGUUACUCCAUCUGAAUUUGUUCCAAAAGAAUCUUGUCAUAUGCUUGGGAAAGAUACUUGGACUCCUUAGUGUCCUUAGCAGCCUGGUGCCUGGGGAUAACGAGUCUGAAACUCGCUACUUGAAGGAGUUGUUGCUGAUUAUAAUGCUUUUGCUUUUGAAAUUGAGCGGAGACUCCACGUCAGAUUGUGAUUUGAGCGUGGACGAUGUGAAGCUUUUCCAAACUCUUAAGCUGUUGGGAAUGAUGCAGAUUAUAGCCGAUUUCAUUUCUGACCAUAUCGAACGCAAAGACUCUACGCACGCAUCCUACGUGUUGUUGAAGUUUAGUUGUGAUAUAGUGUUCCACUAUUUGUACCACGUUGUUCUUCUUGAUGAUAGAGAGUUCGCUGAUCUCAUGGAGACGCUGCUAAUUCAAUCUUUAAUCGCAGAUUUGCUCUCCAAUGACAACUUCAAUAAUUACGAAUUGGCAGGUGAUGACUUCGAGGAUGAGGCUAAACUUAUAGCAUACGAGGAGUUUAAGCUCUUGCUCCUUAUCAACGAGCAGUAUAUGAUGAAAUCGCUUUCAUGUAACAUCCUGCAAAACAAGGUGAUUGACGGCCUUUUAACUCAAAGAAAAGACUCUAUCAAUGGCAUUUGUGGCUUUACCAACUUGCUCGUGUAUCAUAUGAAUCGGGAAGAGUCGCAUAUUAUUAAGAUCUUGAUGUUGAAAUUUCUUUACUUGAUUUUCACUUCAUCUAGAACCUCUGGUCUUCCAUAUCUCAAUGAUGUUAAAAUAUUGGUUGAUAUAUUCAUUCGUGAGCUCAACGAUAAUAGUUACUCGAUUGAGACGGACGGAGAUAGCACCCUUCUUGCGCUCACGUACUUGAAAGUCCUUUAUCCCAUGCUCACAUUCUCUGAGCUUGGAAACUUGAAUCCUAGCUACAAGGCGGCUGAACUUACCGAAGUUUUGCGGAAUGUGGUGGUUAAUUGUGAUACGGGCAGCUCAGAUAACGAUGAUGAAUCUUUCAUCAAUCAAGAUGUGGAAAGGCUUAUCCAGACUUCAAGUAUAGUAAAGAUCGCUAUGAAAUGUCUUGCUAUUCCUUGGUUGAAACGAGCAGGUUCUCGAGGCAUCCCUACUAGGUUGAUGAAGCAUCCUAACCCAAGCAACGACAGCAUAUCAUCGGCAUCUAGCAUAAAUUCCAGAGGCGUCAAAGUGGAGGCUUCAGACCUUUUCAAUUCCACGGAUUCGUUGUCUUUCACCAGAGUCGCCUCUGUGAGGGCAUCUACGAAGAAUGAUUUUCAUAAGCAUACAACCUCUCACAAUAUGAACCUUGAAAGUACUACAGAGGACGACUCACUGGAAGAGAAUAUCUUCGAGGUGAAUAAUCACAAUAUCUUUUUGCAGCCAAAGAGAUCAAAUAGCAGCAAAAGCUCGACCAAGAACCGACUGAGCGCUGUACUCUUGGAUCUUCCAAAGGAGUAUUUACGACACAAGAAGCUUCCUCCCUUGCCACAGGAAGCUAGAACGUCACCUCCCCGUACUUACACUUCGGUUGCGGAAAAGGCAAGAAGUAAGAAGGCUCCACCUCCACCUCCACCUCCACCCAGAAGAAGACGAUAA
Molecule: messenger RNA, 1833 nt
Organism: Sungouiella intermedia
Lineage: Eukaryota; Fungi; Ascomycota; Pichiomycetes; Serinales; Metschnikowiaceae
Source: the annotation of a GenBank genome assembly